Molecule: messenger RNA, 1605 nt
Organism: Camponotus floridanus (Florida carpenter ant)
Lineage: Eukaryota; Metazoa; Arthropoda; Insecta; Hymenoptera; Formicidae
Product: lymphokine-activated killer T-cell-originated protein kinase
Exons: 6
Coding region: 97-1125 (342 amino acids)
Biological process (GO): protein phosphorylation
Cellular component (GO): cytoplasm
Molecular function (GO): ATP binding; protein serine/threonine kinase activity
Source: RefSeq, a predicted model, not a curated record
CGGUAAAAUUUAAAUUAUUUGAAAGUCGACGGUUACAUACCUCGUUUGGUCGGUUCGUCCACUUUUUACUUUUUCUUAUUUCUCCAUUUUGUUUACAUGGCUGAAUUCAGUACACCAACGAAAGUAAAAUGCAAAACGGAUAAUUCCGAAUUAAAUACUCCUAUAAAAAUACCAGCGUCGCCUUUCUUGCAACAAAUAGGCUAUGGCACUGGAGUCGCUGUAUAUAUGUUGGAAAGAUCGCCAAAAGUAGGGCUAGCACGUUCCCCUUGGGCAGUAAAGAAAUGGCUAAAGGGAAAGAACAAUGACGAAAACAAUGGACGUCUCCGAUUAGAAGCAGAUGUUCUACGACGAUUGAAUCAUCCCAACAUCGUCGGUUUCAGAGCUUUUACCACAGGAGUAGAUGGAAAAGUUUGCUUGGCUAUGGAAGCAUUGGAUAUGUCACUUGGUGACAAGAUAGAGGAAAGACAUGAUCUUUUAGAAAAUGAACCAUUCCCAGCAAAGGAUAUUUGGAAAGUUGGUUUUGAAGUUGCAAAAGGAUUGAAAUAUCUACAUCACACAGCAUAUAUAUUACAUGGAGAUAUAAAAAGUUGGAAUGUUUUGGUGUCCCAUGAUUUCAAUGUAGUCAAAUUGUGCGACUUUGGAAAUGCUUUACCAUUGACAGAAUCUCUAGAAAUAGAUAUGUCAAAAGGCAACUUUUCUUAUGUUGGAACAGAAUGCUGGAAUCCUCCUGAAAUUAUACUUGAAGAUGGACCAGUAACAAAUGCUGCUGACAUUUGGACAUAUGGCCUUACUCUUUGGGAAAUGAUAUCUUUGUCAGCACCUCACGUUGAAGACCUUGAUGAAAGUGAAUCUUUUAAUGAUUCAGUUACAGACACAGACUUGACAAAUAAUCAACUUGAUGAUUCUAAACUUAAUAUGGAUGAAAGUGUUAUUUUCCUCAAAGAAAUUAUGCCACGUGCAUGUAAUAAAUAUGGUACACGUCCAGCUUUACCUGCAAUUCAUUUGGACAAAGAAUAUGAAAAGAUACUUGAAAUAUUUUUCAUAUGUACUACAGCCAAUUAUAAAUUAAGACCGAGCGCGAAAGCACUUGUAAAUUAUUUCGAAAAAUGCAGAUGUGUCUGCUGAAUCAGCCACGGCAUGCGUGCAUAGCGGUACCGCGCUUUAUAGCUUACGAAUGCAAAUUCCAUCAAUUGUGCAUCGAUCCCAAGUGGGACAACAAAAGGUCAGUUAUUUUCGUUUUGCAAAAGUGCGGGAUAUCGAGUUCAAUUAAUUCACCGGAAAAUGGUCGAAAAAUAAUCAGUAGUAAAUGGCGCGUGAUACUCUCACCGGAUGAUAUUUAAACUUGAUCGAUUAUUAAGUACAGCAAAUUUGAUCGAUGCUUUACAUUACAAAAUCGCUUCAAUUAAUGUUUGUUUAUAACGUUUGUUGAUAACAUGAUUUUUCCAGCGCGCGAUCAUCUAAGAUAUAUAAUUUAUCAGAGACUGUCGACGACCUAGCGGUGUCAUUCACCCUCGGCAGUAUUGUUCAUUUUUAGACGAUCAAUAAUCGCGGGUAGAAAAUUUGUAGAUGUUACCAUCUAUAGAAGUUUCUUUUAAUUUUUCUACA